GAACCAGAAGCAGCAGCGAGCAGCACUGAUUCCUCCUCCUGGCCGCUAGGGGGCGGCCAAUUUGUAAAUCCCGUCAGCCGUUCCUUCCCUGAGUCGCGCAGGAGCAGCCGGAGUGUCGUGACAACGAGCGGCGCGUUGACGGCAGCGGUGUUGUAAAAGACUUGCAAGGACAGGGUGAGGAAGAGCAGCCAUGCCGCUUUUGGAUCUCCAAGACAAACUGGGCAUUGACGUUGACAGGUGGCUUACCAUCCAGAGUGCCAAGCAGCCACAUCAGCGGGCUUCUCUAUGCCACGCCUUUGAGAAAGAGUGGCUGGAAUGUGCUGAUGGCAUUGGGCAGACACGAGCCGAGAAGGAGUGCAAGAUAGAGAUGGAUGAUCUCUUUGAAUGCAUCAACAAGCAGAAAAUGAUCCAACGCAUGAUAGCCAUUAUAAACCAGAGAAAGAAGCUGAUGAAGGAAGGGAAAUACACCCCACCUGCCCAUCACACGGGGAAACUGGACACCGACCCUUGAACAUUGGCUGCAGACCCUCGAGAUAGUGGAACAGAGGGCUGCACUCCCUGUGGAGUUAGGGAUUUUUGUUCUACCAGUGCUGUCUGAAUGAGAGAGCCAAGAAAGGCUCUUGCUCCUGUUCUGUUGCUAUCCAACUCUGGUUCCUUGUACACCGCUGUCUGUUACUGGUUGGAAUAAAAAAAAUAUUUCCUGGUU
This is a messenger RNA of Heteronotia binoei (common prickly gecko), 706 nucleotides long. RefSeq names its product NADH:ubiquinone oxidoreductase subunit S5 (gene NDUFS5). NCBI's taxonomy places the organism in Eukaryota, Metazoa, Chordata, Lepidosauria, Squamata, Gekkonidae. Bases 191 to 511 code for a protein of 106 amino acids. Gene Ontology annotation, biological process: mitochondrial respiratory chain complex I assembly. The transcript is spliced from 3 exons. The record is from RefSeq and is a predicted model, not a curated record.